Molecule: messenger RNA, 891 nt
Organism: Colletotrichum truncatum
Lineage: Eukaryota; Fungi; Ascomycota; Sordariomycetes; Glomerellales; Glomerellaceae
Product: mitochondrial s-adenosylmethionine transporter
Cellular component (GO): mitochondrial inner membrane
Molecular function (GO): S-adenosyl-L-methionine transmembrane transporter activity
Source: RefSeq, a predicted model, not a curated record
AUGUCCUCCGCAAGCCCCCCCUUCACAACAGCCCUCCUCGCCGGCGCCCUGGCAGGCACGACAGUAGACCUCUCCCUCUUCCCCCUCGACACCCUCAAAACCCGUCUCCAGUCCUCCGCGGGCUUCUUCGCGUCGGGCGGUUUCACAGGUAUAUACCGCGGCAUCGGCUCGGCGGUGGUCGGCUCGGCGCCGGGCGCAGCCUUCUUCUUCUGCACCUACGAGGCAUCCAAGUCCGUCAUCGCGCAGAGACUGGCUUCCGGGGCCGACGGAAAGAAGAGGGCGUGGGCGGAUCCGCUGAGCCACAUGCUCGCGGCGUCGCUGGGCGAGAUCGCCGCCUGCGCGAUCCGCGUGCCGACCGAGGUCGUCAAGCAGCGCGCGCAGGCGGGCCAGCACGGCGGCUCCUCUGCGGCCGCGCUGCGCUCCAUCCUGGGACAGUACUCCGCCGUCGGGCUGUCGGGCGUGUGGAGGGAGCUGUACCGCGGCUGGGGCAUCACCGUGCUCCGCGAGGUGCCCUUUACAAUCAUCCAGUUCCCGCUGUGGGAGCGCCUCAAGAGGUGGGGCAGGGAGCGCAAACAGAACAAGAACUGGAAGCUGGAUGCGCCCCAGACCGAGUAUGAGGUCUCUGCUGUCGAGAGCGCGUUGUACGGAAGCGUGGCCGGUGCGGCUGCUGCCGGCAUCACGACGCCGCUGGACGUCUUGAAGACGAGGGUUAUGCUGAGCAAAGAGAAGGCCAAGGUGGGCGAUGUCCUGAGGGGUAUCUACAGGGAACAUGGCAUCCGGCCCUUCUUUGCGGGAGUAGGCCCGAGAGUCAUGUGGAUCAGUAUCGGAGGUGCCAUUUUCUUGGGCAGUUACCAGUUUGCGGCGAAUACCCUUACUGGAGCAGCCCUAUGA